UUAACUUUUUAAUUAUUUUUUUUCCCUUUUUGUAUGUAUGGGUCAUUUGUAGGUAACAUAUUUGGAUUAACCGUCAAAGCACGCGGAACUCUUCUGUAAUGGAUUCUUUGACAGUCGCCUGUUUGGUGCUGGUUAUUGGCCUUGCUCAGAGAGAAGCCGCUGUGAUACCGGAUACUCCAAAAGAGUCGAGGCAGCUUGUCUACGACCUCGUUGUUGAAGAAUCUGAUUUCACAACUGGCGUACAAAAUUCUGCAAAGAAAGGAGGCUCGUUGGCGAAGAGAGUAAAAGGUGGCGACAAAGCGGCAGACUGGUCCAUUAUUUCACGAAUAGAGAAAGGAAAACAGCAUGUGUGUGCUGGUGUAAUUCUUGGCAAGAACUGGAUAUUAACAGAAAAGAAUUGUAUUGAUCAAAAAAAUUUAGAUGCAUUUAAAGUCGUCAUUAGGCCAGCUGACUACAAAACUACACUGAAAGAAAUAAAAUACAAUAUUGAAACAGUUGUGGUGGACCAGGGCUCUCCUAUCCUGUGUCAGAAAAGAAAGUUGUACUUACGAGGACUUUAUUCAGGGGGCAGUCAGUGCAAGAAAAUUGGUGAAAACUUUCAAGUUACACAGCUGUCCUACUUCACAGACUCAAUCUACAACGCAAUGAAGGAAUAUAAAGACUCUGAAGAAGGAAAUGGCGGAAAAGGUGGAUCCGGUAAAGGUGGUAACAUAGGUAAUGGAGGCAAAAAUGGAAACGGCAGCGGAAAAAACACAGGCGAUGGCGGUAAAAAUGGAUCAGGGGGCGGAAAGAACACAGGCGAUGGCGGUAAAAAUGGAUCAGGGGGCGGAAAGAACACAGGCGAUGGCGGUAAAAAUGGAUCAGGGGGCGGAAAUAACACAGGCGAUGGCGGUAAAAAUGGAUCAGGGGGCGGAAAGAACACAGGCAACAAUAAUUCUGGAAGUAAAAAUGAAACAAAUGGAAAUGGUAACGGUGAAGGCAACACAACAAUUAUUGUGAUACCGCCAUUCGGGGGCAACGGUGGAGGUUCCGUGAAUACAGGGGAUGAUGAUUGCGGCCCACCACCUAGUGUAAAGAAAGGCACUGUUAUUUUGGAUGACCCAACUAACACACUAGUGGAUGCCACUGCGUCUGUGAGAUGUAGUGAAGGGUUUAAUGCUAAAAGUGACACAAUUAAAUGUCUACCCAAACAGAAAUGGCAAACUCCAAAAUGCGUAGAGAUCGAUUGUGGACCGGUACCAGAUAUGGAAAAGGGGAAGGUAGUUCUGGAUGAGUCAAGUAUAACGACCAUUGGUGCCACGGCUACAGUCGUUUGUGACUCGGGAUUUAGGACAAAAAAUCCUUCGAUCAAAUGUUCAUCAGAUGGUCAAUGGGAGAUACCUGUCUGCAAGAAAAUAUUUUGUAAUGCUGUGCCUGAUGUUGACAACGGACAAGCUGAGUUAGAUAAUCCACUUGAACGAGGAGUAUUUGCCUCGGCUACAGUACAAUGUGAUUUGGGUUUUGAGAAGAAGAAAGAUUUCAUACUUUGUCUGAAAACUGGAGAUUGGGAGGACGGAGCCUGUUUAAAGAUAGAUUGUGGCGAGAAACCUGAUGUAGAAAACGGCGAUGUUGAUUUGGAUGACCAAAGUAACACGUUUCUGGAUGCCACCGCUUCAGUCACAUGCAACGUAGGCUACAAAUCUAAGUAUGGCAUUAUAAAAUGUCUGCCGAACCAUCAAUGGGAAGUUCCCGAAUGUAUUGAAAACGUAUGUGGCCCUUUACCGGAGAUCAAAAACGGCAGCGUGGUACUAGAUGAUCCAAACAAUAAUCGCAUUGGAGCUACUGCCAAAGUUGAUUGUGACAGUGGUUUCAUUAAAGAGAAAAGAUUCGUAACAUGUCAACUGAAUGGCGAGUGGGAAACAAGCUCGUGCACUCCAAAAGAUUGUGGACCGUUACCUGAUAUGGACAAAGGCACUGUUGCCCUUGAUGACGAAAGUAAAACGACAUUUGGGGCCACGGCUUCGGUCAAAUGUUACUUUGGAUUUAGACCUGUAACUUCGCCGAUCAAAUGUUCGUCCAGUGGCAAAUGGGAGGACCCUUACUGCAAGAAAAUAUUUUGUAGUGAAAUACCUCAUGUUGAAAACGGGAAAGCUGUACUGGAUAAUCCUCUUGAACGAGCAAUAUACGCCUCAGCUACUGUGCUUCACUGUGACAUUGGUUACGAAAAGAAAAAAGAUUAUAUCCUAUGUCUGUCAAGCGGAGAAUGGGACACCGGGGCUUGUGUAAAGAAAGAUAUUGUAGUUAACGCCUGUGAUUUCGAGUCCGGAGAUUCUCCCAUGUGUGGGUGGCGAACGGUUCUUGGUUCUGAUAACUACAUUUGGACACGUCACAGUGGCAAGGCUGAUACCCCGUCAACUGGACCCGAUUCCGACCACACAACUGGCAAGUACUGGGGCCAUUACCUUUACCUAGAUGCAAACUCGGGAAAAAAUGGUGAGAUUGCAAAAGUUCGGCUGGGCCCAAUAUCUGGAGAAAUCAAAUACUGUUUUUCGUUUUGGUAUCACGUGUAUGGUGAAAGUAUAAAUUAUUUGGCCAUCACUAUAAAGGAUAUCAUUACCAAGGAACACAGAGAACUUGCUCGUAUAGAAGGUGACCAAGGUAACAAAUGGCACAAGGUCAUGAUUCCUAUCCAAUCCAAACAAGUUCCUAACGAGUUCAGUAUUACUGUAGAGGGUAGUCGAGGUAAAGGAGUGACGUCAGAUUAUGCCAUUGAUGAUUUGAUUCUCUCAAAAGGAUCAUGUGGAGAUUGUGAAGAUUUACCGAAAGUGGCACGUGGUGACGUAAAGCUUGUUGACCGUUCGGAAACUGAGAUUGGAGCUAAAGCCAAAGUCACGUGUGACAAGGGAUACGAACCGGAGAAAGCCACUAUUCAAUGUCUUAUUAGCGGUAAAUGGGAAAAACCAUACUGUUCUCCACCAGAUUGUGGUACGGUACCGGACGUGUAUUACGGAAGUGUUAAAUUAGAAGUUAGAACAGACUCGACACUCGGGGCUGCCGCUGUCGUUAACUGUAACUAUGGCUAUACGGCCGAGAAUGAGAAAAUAACUUGCCAAGCCAAUGGUAAAUGGGAAGCCCCUAGAUGUAUUAAAGUAUAUUGCAGCGACAAACCUAAAAUAAUUGGUGGGCGCGUGCAACUUGAUGAUGAUAAUGACGUCAGUGUGGGUGCUACGGCCACAGUCCUUGUCUGUAACCUCGGAUACAAACUUAACAAGGACAAAAUAUCGUGUUUAGGUACCGGGGAAUGGGAUAACUCCGGUUGUGUUUUGCUAGAUAAUCUAGUUUUGGCUUGCGAUUUUGAAUACCACGAAGAGCCGACGUGUAAUUGGAGGUCCGAGGGUCUGGAGAGGUACACUUGGACGCGGCAUCACAAGGACACGGAUACGUGGCAUACAGGCCCGGAAUCGGACCACACGACAGGACAUUAUUGGGGACAGUAUUUGCUGUUGGAGGCGAACCCACCUGCCAAAAGCGGCGACGUCGCUAAAUUCUAUAUAGACGUUCCCGGGGACCAACAUUACUGUCUUCAAUUCUGGUACCAUAUGUAUGGAUCUAACAUUAAAUACAUGUCAGUAUUUAUUGAGGAAUCUACAUCAAAGACAGUCACAGAAAUAAAACGUAUUAAAGGUAACCAAGGCGAUAAAUGGAAACAGCUCAUGUUAGAUAUCCGUGGCAAACCUAUAGACAACGCAUUUUCAGUGGGUAUACAGUGCGAGAGAGGCUCUGGAUUGAAGAGUGACUACGCCAUUGAUGACGUCAUUUUAACAAAGGGGUUAUGCAAAGUGUACAACUUGUUAAACUGAGCCAAUGAUGGAAUGCGUAACUGUGUGAUUUAGUUACAUUUUUCCUUUUAAAAAGGAGCUGAGGGCAACGUGGAACGUUUUACAGUUUUAACACUUUUUUACUUUGUUUUCCGAUAUGGCAAAAUACACAAAUUGUUUAAUCUGACCAUUUAAUCGUUUUAUUCUGCAUUGUUUAACAAUUUAAUUGUUUUUAAUCUGGUGAUGCUUAUCAAUAAUUUGUUUAUUUUAGCACAGUUUAACAUUAAUAUUUUUUACUCUGA
Ruditapes philippinarum (Manila clam) is the source of this 4099-nucleotide messenger RNA. RefSeq names its product sushi, von Willebrand factor type A, EGF and pentraxin domain-containing protein 1-like. The transcript has 24 exons. Gene Ontology annotation, biological process: proteolysis. Gene Ontology annotation, molecular function: serine-type endopeptidase activity. NCBI's taxonomy places the organism in Eukaryota, Metazoa, Mollusca, Bivalvia, Venerida, Veneridae. Gene Ontology annotation, cellular component: membrane. The record is from RefSeq and is a predicted model, not a curated record. The coding region runs from base 99 to 3839 and encodes 1246 amino acids.